Salvia miltiorrhiza (redroot sage) is the source of this 807-nucleotide messenger RNA. RefSeq lists its product as uncharacterized. The record is from RefSeq and is a predicted model, not a curated record. The transcript has 2 exons. Lineage: Eukaryota; Viridiplantae; Streptophyta; Magnoliopsida; Lamiales; Lamiaceae. Bases 1 to 807 code for a protein of 268 amino acids.
AUGACAGUGGCAAGUUCAUAUCGUUUCGAUCCACCUCCACCACGCCCGAGGAAGAAGCGGACAGUGGUUCGUCGUGACCGUGAAGGUGGAGCCGAGUGCCUCCAUCGCGAUUAUUUUUCUGUCGAGCCUGUUUAUGGGCCACAAUUAUUUCGCCGUCGAUUUCGUAUGAGCCGGGAGUUGUUUCUACGCAUUGUCAAUGCGCUAGAAGUCGAUCCUUACUUCCAACAACGUCCGGAUGCUAUUGGCCGCUUAAGCUUCUCCCCGAUCCAGAAGUGCACUGCCGCUGUUCGACAAUUGGCAUACGAAACUGCUGUUGAUUGUUGUGACGAAUAUCUCCGUAUAGGAGAGACGACGGCGUUGGAAUGCUUGAAGAAAUUCUGCAAGGCCGUCGUUCGUAUCUUUGGCGGCACGUAUUUGAGACGGCCAACAAUUGCCGAUGGAUGGAAGAAUUGCCCCGUGGCUUGGCACGACGCCUACACUCGAGGGGAUCAAGGCGAGCCAACAAUUAUAUUAGAGGCCGUUGCUUCACAAGAUUUGUGGAUCUGGCAUGCAUUCUUUGGAGUCGCUGGGUCCAACAACGACAUCAACGUGCUCCACCAGUCCACGCUAUUCAACGAUGUUUUAGCGGGGCAUGAAGCGGCUGUGCACUUCCUCGCCAACAAUUCUCACCACACUCGAGGAUACUACUUAACAGACGACAUCUAUCCGGACUGGCCGGUGUUUGUGAAGAGCUUCCAGUUUCCGAACGAUGAGAAGAAGCGGAGGUUCAAGGUGAUGCAAGAAGCUGCAAGGAAGGAUGUGGAAUGA